Scatophagus argus is the source of this 2381-nucleotide messenger RNA. It is a transcript of the gene nkx6-1, whose product is annotated as NK6 homeobox 1. Gene Ontology annotation, cellular component: nucleus. The transcript has 3 exons. Gene Ontology annotation, biological process: cell differentiation; regulation of transcription by RNA polymerase II. Gene Ontology annotation, molecular function: DNA-binding transcription factor activity, RNA polymerase II-specific; RNA polymerase II cis-regulatory region sequence-specific DNA binding. The record is from RefSeq and is a predicted model, not a curated record. Bases 872 to 1858 code for a protein of 328 amino acids. NCBI's taxonomy places the organism in Eukaryota, Metazoa, Chordata, Actinopteri, Scatophagidae.
ACGCUGCCACACUUUAAUGUUUCUGUGCUGUUUGGUUCAUGUGUAAAAGUGAAUAAAAGACAUAAAUCUGAUUAAUGAGAAGACAUGAUUUUAUAUUUCGAUGAGAGGACAGAAAUGUAAUUUACAUGGUGCUGUUUGUUUACAAGUUGAAGAAUAAUAACUUAAUUACACUUUUAUGUAGAAAGAUUGAAGCUGUUAAUUUGUUUAGUUGAAGGCCUUGAACCUUUAAGUCUAAACCUCAUUACGCUGAUAUUUAAAAUGGCCUUUCAAUAACAGUUUAAACAAUAAAUCAAAAUCAGAAGCACUUGAUCAUGCGUGCUGCGAACUGUUUGAUCUGUGCAGAACAGAUGUUAUAAUAACUAACGCUUUUAAAUCCACAUUUUUCUCUGACAAACUACAAAACUCCGUGACAUAUUAAAGAUUAUUUGUCCUUCAGCAAACCGCUGAGCCAAUCAGCAGGCCGUCCUAAAUCCAGAAGGUCCACGUCACCGGCAGAUCAUCCAAUCAGAAGGCAGACACCUCCUGCGCUCUGCGUUUCCUCCUCUCAAAGUUUGGACUUUGCUAAUAGACAGAAGGAGCAGAUGAUCAUGUUUUAUUAUCUCUCAGAAGUUCUUCAGCCGAGCAGACAAACUGUCUUCCCAUCGUCCUGCUCCUGAAGUGGACCCGGACCUCCGUCUGCGGGGAAACUCGACUCCUCCUCGGAGCUUUUCUGCACGUUGCACGUUUUGGAUUUUGCCGUCCGGUUGGUCCUGAGAUGGGCUUUGAGUGUGACUCCAGAGACGGUGGGGUUUUUGUUUAGUCUGGACCGUCAGGGCCCUGAAGUGCCAAAGCAAGCAGCUGCAGUCCUCGCUGGUCCUCCGCACAGGUGGGCAUGUUAGCGGUGGGUCAGAUGGACGGGUCCCGACAGAGCGCCUUCCUCCUCAGCACCCCCCCUUUAGCCGCUCUGCACAGCAUGACCGAGAUGAAGACCCCGCUGUACCCGGCCUACCCGCUCUCCUCCCCCGGCCCCAACUCCUCUACCUCACCGGCCACCACGUCCCCCAACCCGGGCGGCAUGGCCGUGUCCUCCCCGGGCAUCAAGAGCUCCACGGGGCUGUCGUCGGGGCUCGGCUCCCCGCAGCAGUGCUCCUCGGCCACCCCUCACGGAAUCAACGACAUCCUCAGCCGGCCCGCCACCGCCGCCUCGGCCGGAGCCACGGUGGCCGCCGCCGCCGCUGCCGCCGCCUCCUCCUCGGCGGGGAUCCUGUCGGGGCUGCCCCGGUUCAGCAGCCUCAGCCCGCCGCCGCCGCCCGGACUUUACUUCAGCCCCAGCGCCGCGGCGGUGGCGGUGGCCCGCUACCCGAAGCCCCUGGCGGACCUCCCGGGCAGGACGCCGAUCUUCUGGCCCGGGGUCAUGCAGAGCCCGCACUGGAGGGACGCCAGAUUUGCGUGUUCGCCCCAUCAGAACUCGGUGUUACUGGACAAAGACGGGAAGAGGAAACACACGCGGCCCACCUUCUCCGGACAGCAGAUCUUCGCCCUGGAAAAGACCUUCGAGCAGACCAAGUACCUGGCGGGCCCGGAGCGGGCGCGGCUGGCUUACUCUCUGGGAAUGACCGAGAGCCAAGUCAAGGUGUGGUUUCAGAACAGGAGGACGAAGUGGAGGAAAAAGCACGCGGCCGAAAUGGCCACAGCGAAGAAGAAGCAGGACUCGGAGACGGAGAGACUGAAGAGCAGCUCGGACAUCGAGGACGAGGACGACGACUACAACAAGCCGCUGGACCCGAACUCGGACGACGAGAAGAUCACUCAGCUACUGAAGAAACACAAGCCGGGAUCUGCGCUGCUGCUGCACACGUCCGAGACCGACAGCUCCUAACUCUUCACCUUCAUCCUCCUCCUCCUCCUCCUCGUCUUCUUCUUCUUCUUCUGGAGGGAACGAAACGACCUGUCGGAGUCCGGAGGUUGUCCUCCGCUGUGGGUUUUUCCGUUCUGGGUCUUGUUGCACGCUGAUGGAGACUCGCGUCCGGACAAAGUGCGGAGACUGACGGACUUUUGGUGGCCAAACUCCGGCAGAGAAGACGCUCCUUAAACUUGUAAAUAGAACCGUGAGUUGUACCCAAUAGAAAUUAUCUGCUGUGAAUAAUUUAAGUGUUUUUGUACAGAUCACAGAUCAGCUUGUUUUGUAUUUCACAGUCACAUAAAUGAGCCUCCUUCAGUGGGUCCCUGAAGGCCUCCUGACACAGCAGGAGGAGGCUGUGAACGCACCACACGCACCUGUACAGACAGAAAAUAUUUCACACCUUUUUAUUUAUAUGUUUGAGUUGUGACUGGCGCCUGCGCACUUGUGUAUCACGUCAGGUUAAUGUAAUGCACUUUUAUUUAAUAAAAACUCAAAUGUU